Messenger RNA from Alligator sinensis (Chinese alligator), 6392 nucleotides. It is a transcript of the gene ABHD13, whose product is annotated as abhydrolase domain containing 13. The coding region runs from base 220 to 1302 and encodes 360 amino acids. Gene Ontology annotation, cellular component: membrane. Lineage: Eukaryota; Metazoa; Chordata; Crocodylia; Alligatoridae. The record is from RefSeq and is a predicted model, not a curated record. Gene Ontology annotation, molecular function: palmitoyl-(protein) hydrolase activity. The transcript has 3 exons.
ACAGCUGCGGUCCCGGGAGCGGCAGGGCUCCGGGGGGCGGCGCCCUGGUUCGGUCCUAGCGGUGGCGACGGCGGCGGGGGAGGAUGUGGCGCGGGGGCUCCGGCGAGCCGGAGUGCAGUCGUGGGGGCGGCCCGGCCGCGCACUGCGCCUGAGGCAGUGGGUGUGGUAUGGUGCUGUGCCAACUUGAUACUCCCCUCGGGGCCAGAGUAAUCCAAAAACAUGAAGUUAAUUUGGUGUUUUGACUGUUUUGCAGGAUACAUAUGGACUGAAAGAUCACUGAUUACUACAAUGGAAAAGUCAUGGAUGCUUUGGACCUUUAUUGAAAGGUGGCUGCUAGCUUUGGCUUCAUGGUCUUGGGGUCUCUGCCGUAUUUCUCUCUUACCUUUGAUAGUAACUUUUCAUUUGUAUGGAGGUAUUACAUUACUUAUGUUAAUAUUUGUAUCAAUAGCAGGUAUACUAUAUAAAUUCCAGGAUGUACUACUUUACUUCCCUGAGCAGCCCUCUUCAUCACGUCUUUAUGUUCCUAUGCCUACUGGUAUACCACAUGAAAACAUCUUCAUCAAAACCAAAGAUGGAGUUCUUCUCAAUCUUAUUCUGCUGAGAUAUACUGGAGACAAUGCAGCAUAUUCUCCUACUAUCAUUUAUUUUCAUGGAAAUGCAGGCAACAUUGGUCACAGGUUACCAAAUGCUUUGCUGAUGCUGGUAAACCUGAAAGUAAACUUAUUGCUGGUUGAUUAUAGAGGUUAUGGGAAAAGUGAAGGAGAAGCAAGUGAAGAAGGUCUCUACUUAGAUUCUGAGGCUGUACUAGACUAUGUGAUGACUAGGUCUGAUCUUGAUAAAACAAAAAUCUUUCUCUUUGGCCGUUCCUUAGGGGGAGCAGUGGCUGUUCACUUAGCUUCUGAAAAUUCCCAUAGAAUUUCUGCCAUAAUGGUGGAGAACACGUUCCUUAGCAUCCCACACAUGGCCAGCACUUUGUUUUCUUUCUUUCCAAUGAGGUAUCUUCCUUUGUGGUGCUACAAAAAUAAAUUCCUGUCAUACAGAAAAAUCUCUCAGUGCAGAAUGCCUUCUCUUUUCAUCUCUGGGCUGUCUGACCAGUUAAUUCCUCCAGUUAUGAUGAAGCAGCUUUACGAAUUAUCCCCGGCUCGGACUAAGAGAUUGGCAAUUUUUCCAGAUGGAACUCAUAAUGACACUUGGCAGUGCCAGGGUUAUUUCACUGCACUUGAACAGUUCAUCAAAGAAGUUAUAAAGAGUCAUUCCCCUGAAGAAAUGGCAAAAACAUCGUCUAACGUAACAAUAAUAUAAUCGAUAUUCUUUUUUCUGAUUAAAUUGCACUGUACCUUGAUUUGUGAAAAGUGGUAAAAGAAUGUCCAUUUUUAAAUGUAUAUUAUGUCUGUACUUGCCUAAUGAGCAGAAUUAAACUUGGAAAGGUCUAAUACUUUAUUAUGACGUUCCAGGUAGUUUUUAUAUUUUGCAACAUUGUAAGUGAGUGAACAUUUCUACAUGUCUUUCCCAUACCUUUUUAUAUGUUUGUUCAUAUCUUCCAUUUGUUCAGGAUAUACAAUGGAAGCUAUUACAAUUUUGUUACUACAUUAGUACAAAUUACAUUAGGUUGAGAUAACAGGAGGCUCUUCAGUAUUCUCUGCUCUGUGUAUCGGCUGAUUGGACAAUCAUGGUUAGCAAAAUAUGUUCUGUAACAUUUCUAAGAUUUACCUUAAGUAUACCAUGCAUGGUAGUGUGUUAUUCCUUGCGUUGUUAUCGAAGAUGAAGACUUUUAAUGUGCUAAGUAAUGUAAAUAGCAUUCAUGAUAGAGAAAUAAUUCAGGAUCGUAUAUGCAUAAGUAUAAUCUAUUUUUAUGAUGAUAUAUAUUACAAAUCGGGUCAAGAAGAAAAGCUACUUUUCCUAUAUUCAUUUCAGUAUUUCUAUUUUAGUAGCAUCUAUAAAGUUAUACCAGUUACACAGAGGCAGAUAGUUUGUUCAGAAUAGUUUGCAUUCAGAAAAAGAAAACUGGCAAAAAAGGGAUAAAAUAUACAAUCCAGGUAUGACUUGCUAAACUGACUGUUCCCACUUCUCCUUAACCAUUGUUAGUUGAAUGUGCUUCUGAUUGACAUUAUAUACAGCAUCAGAUCAGUUCAGGUAUGGGUGCCUAGAGUGGAAGGAAAAAUACUAGGGAGAGCAAUGCUAGCUAUGGAAGAAGUAGAAAUAUGCUUUUGGUUGACUUUUAAAAGUAAGCGAACUUAAAAAUUACAUCUGUGCCCUUCACCUCCAUCUCUAAAAGAAGCUAUAUAAAGUACAUUUUUAGUUUUAAUUUACCAUUAUUACCCAUACCAUAGCAACAGUGUAAAUAAGCAUUGAACAAACCCUAGCUUGUUAAAGUCUAGAAAACAGACAGCUUUUAUUUUUAAUACUUGAGUCACUUGUUUUCCUAAAUUAUCUAAAUGCUACCAGACAGUGUGCAUGCAGAUUGUAUCCUCAACACAAAUGUGAAUUGCUUUAGCUAUAUUAAGAGUCAGUGCUAAUAGUAACCACUCUUAUUGUCAACAAUAUUGAAUCAUGAAGUGAGAGAGCCUGAUUAUGACCACAGAGUGUGAGGAUCCUUACAAAACAAAUGCACCAAAGCCAUCUCUCCAGUUUGGUUAACUUUUACUAGUGCAUAUGUAUAAAUCCCUUACUUAGUUUAGCUGCAGCAAGUAAUUAAAUCAAUUUGCUUGGUCAAAAAUAGUUUAAUGGAAGAAAAAUAUGUAUGGAAAAAGGAUUUUUUUUUUUUCAUGCUAAAAUACAAUGGCUCAUAAGGGUGAAUUCUCUAAAUUUAGCCUUUUUGUUAUUACAGGUAAGCCCUCAUUCAGAAAAGCACUUCAUCACAUGUUUAAUUUUGUCCUAAUUUAAGCCUGUGCUUAAAUUCUGUUGACAUCAGUAAAUAAAGCUGCUUUCCUGAAAAGGUGCUCUAUGACUAGAAGUACAAGUACCACACAUGCUUGGAUAUAUAAUUAACAGAGGGGAAAAAAUACUGACUGUAGAAGUAAAAUAUCUCUGUAAUACAGAGUAGUGGUAGUGUUGGAGUGAUGAUCCAGGAAAUAUACAUCAUGCAGGGAUAACACCCACAAAGAUCCUUGCCCUUCUGUUCCAGAGUAACUUUCAGAAGUAUUCCUUCCUGGGUUUUAAACAAAGGUGUGUGGUGUCUUAUAUUGUUGCCAUCUACCUGGUAAGUAUUUUUUUUUCUUCUGUAGUGAUGCAGCCAAGAGCCCUUACAAUUCCUUGAGUAACCAUGAACAUAUUUAUACAUUUUCUUUGGCUGCAGUUUGAUUUGGCUCUAUUUUCUGACUUCCUUGUGGUAUCCUGCUCUUUCAGUGUUGUGUGGCAUGCCUUUUUUUCUCUUUCUCCUGUAUUAUGUAGAAAUAGCAAACAGUUGCACAGAAAAAGGUUUUGAUGCAUCAUAACAUUCAUUUUACUGGUGUAUUCUAAUAGUCACAACACAUAGUUCUUACACCUUGUUGCUCUUCCCCCUGAACCAUCUAGAUUUGAACCUAAGUAAAGCCCAAGAGAAAGUAAAAUGAAUAUAUUGUAGCCACUUAAGUGGACAAGCAUUGCUAUCCUGCUUUUUAGCAGUAGAACUGACCAUGCAGUUUAUUAUUCAUGAAAAGGUAUAAAUUCAGCUCAGUAAAUAGUUGUUUCAAGAGCUAUUGUGAUUUUCAGUUAAAUGAUUAUGCUCAGCAUAAAAUAUGGGUUUACAAGGCAGAAGCUGAACUCUAACAUGAGACGGUUGGCUUUUGUUUUCUUCUUCCCCCUCAGUAUAAACUGACGCUGCAAAGGGCUCUUUAUGCUUUCGUUGUAUGGGUAGUACCUAGAUGGGCCUUUAAUUGUCAGAGCAGUUUUUGUGCAUAGGAGUUUGGUUGGGAGAAAGAAAACCAAGAUUUAUGACCAUUUAGACCUGUUCAUGCCAUGCACUUUCUCUAUACAAUCCUUGGUCCCCAAGCCCUACCUUCUCACCUUAGUGUCUGUAGGAUUUCCAGUAGUAAAACCGAAAGCCUGCAUGUUGUUGUGAAUAUAUAGGCAUAAGAACAUAUCCUAUAUGCAUAGGGUUAUUACACUGAGGAGCAAGAUACUCACCAGCACCACACACUAAUUUUCCCUCCUUUGUUGUGUCUUAGAGGUGGCAUUAGUGGUCGCAUUGAACAGCAUGGAUGAAAAAUUAAAUUUUAGUAAGAGUGCAACCAUAGGCUUUGAAAUCUCUGGGAAGGGAGAUGGAGAGCAUAUAAACCAGUGUUAUUAAUGUUUCUGUAACGUUGUAAAUAGUAUUUCUGUUGGUAGCACAGUGGGGAAUUAGUCUUUUUUUUAUUUUUGCCAGGAAUCCUUUCCAGCUGGAACAUCAGUCUGUGACAAGUGAAGGGUAUUGUCUGCACAUACACACUUUCAAACUUUACAGUAACAAGUUAUUUACUAGUGACUUUCAAGUUUAAGCAGCAGCUAUUAUGGAUAGUUGUUUAGAAGACUGAAUAAUAUGUUAAAACUGCCAAGAGUCAGAUUAAUGGUUAGCUAUGUUAAUUGAAAAAUGCAAUAGGAAUUAGACAGCUUAAUAAUCUGUGCCAGCUUUCAUUUGUAUAAAACAGUGGGACCCAACCUUUUUGGCUGGCAUGUCUCUAGGUAAGCUCUACACUCCUCCCAAGUGCCAUGCCACUCCCCUUCCCCCGCUUAGCCUGUUGUGCUGCUUUGUUUCCUGCCCUAUUUGUCCCUGUGCUUGCUACCCCCUCUCUGAUAUGCCAUAUGCCACACACACAAGCUGCCUCAUGCCAUUUAUGGCACUUGUGCUGCAGGGUGGCCACCAUCGGAUAGAAUAUACCAUCUUAGGGAAAAAUACAAAAGAGUAUGUGUUUAACUAUGAGAAGUAUGAAUUAUGCGUAUGUUUGAGAAGUGAGGACCAUGAUUACAGGAUUUACACAGUCACUUUUGGGUUUAAAAGUAGGGAUGGUGUCAGUCUUUUAUAAAAGGUUUAUGAUAGAUUUCAAAUGAAUUGGACAAAGUAGAAUAACUGCUAAUAGAGUCUUUGUGAAAAAUUACCCAGUGCACAAGCACUUUUUCCUUUUUGCUCUAAUCUGUGGAAACACUUAUGACUGUCUACUGAUCCAUGUUUACACUUUCCCAGCCCCAAAUUUUGAAACUGUGAAACACAAAAAUAAGCUGGAAUUUUAAAUAAGGAAAAAACGACUAAUGUAGCUGCCCUUAUGUCCGUUCUCAGGUAAAAUUAUGAGUAAUAUAGCACAAAUGUAUUUGACACUUGAUAUUUGUGGACAAUCUCCCAGUUGUAAAGGUAGAUAUAUAUUUAGCGGGAUGAAUUAAUCUAUAUAGUAUGAAAUAAUAUGCAUGUCAGCAUCUCCUGGCUAAUUAGUGAUGUCAACCUUGGGUGCUCUGUGGUGACAAACCAGGCUGAAUUUUUGAACCCCUCAAAUCCCAAGACAUGGCAUUUGAAAUUAGCAGAGAUGUACCUAUAUCUCCAUUCAUAUUUCACUUCACCACUUUUUUUUUUAAUGUGCAACUUGUGCAAGAGGCACUUUUGCCAAAAAUAAUACCAGUGCCUCCUGCACAUGGCAGGCUCAAACAAGGAUUAGUAUGUCCUGUUGACAGUAAGUUUUAUAAUAUUGUCCAGUCUAUAUAGUUUACAAUAGAACCAUGCAGAAGUAUAAAGUAUAUGCAAGAAUCAUAUUCAGUAUUUAAAUAAAACACAUAUUUCAAAUUCAGAAUUAGUCUCAGAAUGUUCAAGUGAUGCAUUUUCUUCUGUGUUUUUUUUUUUCUUUAUUCAGUUCAAGUAGGAGUUUCUUUUAAAGAACUUUUAAUUCUAUAUUUUGUAAACUAAGCAUAAAUGUUGCAGUAUAUGUGCUAACCAUGGCAGUUUUUACGAACACUUUCAUUCUAUUCUGGUUUUUACAAUACAAUUGAUUUUACAAAACACAUUUUCUAUUUUUAUGUACUGACAUAUGCAAUAAAUUGAUACAUUAAAAGUGCUACUAAUGUCUUGUUCCUAUUUGUUUGACCUGUCUUCAGUAUGAAUGUAGUCUUCUGAUUGUAUGGUAACUGCUGUAUGUUUAACAGGCAGAGAUUUUGAAAUGAUUCACUGAAUAAGUCAGUGUACCUAGAGGAUAGAGGCUGCCCAUGUUAGAUGCCAGAUUCUUGAAAAGCCUCUGUUACUUCAGAGGAAGAUAGUAAAUCAGUUACUAAAUUAUUGACAUUGAUUCCUGAACCUAAUAACUUGGCCUCCCUCUCUGAAAGUAACAGUAUUGAAUCUAGACUUGGCCAUCCAUUGCACCUUAUUACAUUUGCAAAAAGAUUCAGUGCAGGCAUCUUCAACCCCCAGCACAUAUGCCAGACCAUGGUAUGAGGCCAGUUUGCUCAGCAUGCCAUAG